Molecule: messenger RNA, 8036 nt
Organism: Mus caroli (Ryukyu mouse)
Lineage: Eukaryota; Metazoa; Chordata; Mammalia; Rodentia; Muridae
Gene: Bmpr2
Product: bone morphogenetic protein receptor type 2
Biological process (GO): BMP signaling pathway; blood vessel development; cellular response to growth factor stimulus
Cellular component (GO): plasma membrane; signaling receptor complex
Molecular function (GO): ATP binding; transforming growth factor beta receptor activity
Source: RefSeq, a predicted model, not a curated record
GGAGAGCCGGAGACUGAGAGGAGGCGGCGGCGGGGGCGGGGCGACUCCGGUGACCGGGAGCGCCUCAGACUGGCAGCUGCGGCGACUCCCCCCUUUGUGUCUGGUCUGCUCGGAACCGCUGGAGGUGCUUCCCGGAGGGGCUCAGGGUGUUUCGCAAGCUCAGCUGCCCACCCCCUUCCUCCGCCACCUACGUCCGUCUUCCCGCCGCCCCCCGCCCUCGGUCCGCGACGCCCGAGCUCCGCCCGGAGCCCAGAGCUGCGGAGAACGAGGCGGCGGCGGCGGCGGCGGCGGCAGAGACAGCGGCGGCGGCUUUCUCCAGAGGGGCUGUGAUUCGCUCCCGCAAGCCAUCGACGGGAGGAGACCGGGCUUUCAUGGUGGAAUUUACUUCAGGCAAGAGCGAGGGGCUGGAGUAGCCGAGAGCGAGGCCGCGGGCGGAGCGCCCUCGAAGGGCCAGCCCCGCACCUCCCCGCGUGUCGCUCGCCCGGGCUCGCCGCGCUGCCGCGACCCUCCCCUCCCCCGCGCCCCGAGGCCCGGCCUGCGCGACCCUCGCGCGAUUGUUCCGAGGAAGCUGUGGGCUCGCCCAUGGAAGCAGGCACCUUUUUCGACCCAGUCGGUGGGAAGGAUUUGUUGAUGUCGAAAUCCGAGUGAAGGAAGCAACGAAGCGAAACUUUAAAAGGAACCCCACUGUCCUCCGAGUCCGGAGCGAUGCUACUCGGGCGGCCGGGCGCCGCUGCCUGCCCCGCUUCGCCCUUCCCAGCGGUCGGAAACUUGUUCUGAUCCUCAGUGCUCCCAUCGAGUCCCCGCCCUCCACCCCCCGGCACUCUGGAUAUGUUUUCUCCCAGAUCUGGGUAUUUUUUUGAUAUCGUGAAACUACGAGGGAAAUAAUUGCAGGGGUUUCUUCUGGGCUCCCUGCGUCUUCCCCAUGGACAUGCCUUCAAUUUGGGGAGCCGAGGCACUCCGUCCUAGGCGAAUGAAGCCCCCCAGCCACGAGGGAGCGAAAUGAAGGGGAAUUCUGCAGUGGAAUGAGAGCUCUACUAGCUAGGUCCUCGCAUCUGCCAUUUGUCCUUUCAAACUGCAUUGUAAUCCGGGCAGGAUAAAUCAGACGAAGAGCAGCCUCCUAGCCGGAUUUCUCCGCCCGAAUUUACUUUCCAGAUUUCUUUUCUUUGCCCUCCUGCUUCUUGGCUGGCCCAGGGAUGACUUCCUCGCUGCAUCGGCCCUUUCGGGUGCCCUGGCUGCUAUGGGCCGUCCUGCUGGUCAGCACUACGGCUGCUUCCCAGAAUCAAGAACGGCUGUGUGCUUUUAAAGAUCCAUAUCAACAAGACCUUGGGAUAGGUGAGAGUCGAAUCUCUCAUGAAAAUGGGACAAUAUUAUGUUCCAAAGGGAGCACGUGUUAUGGUCUGUGGGAGAAAUCAAAAGGGGACAUCAAUCUUGUGAAACAAGGAUGUUGGUCUCACAUCGGUGAUCCCCAAGAGUGCCACUAUGAAGAGUGUGUAGUAACUACCACCCCACCCUCAAUUCAGAACGGAACAUACCGCUUUUGCUGCUGUAGUACAGAUUUAUGUAAUGUCAACUUUACUGAGAACUUUCCACCCCCUGACACAACACCACUCAGUCCACCUCAUUCAUUUAAUCGAGAUGAAACGAUAAUCAUUGCUUUGGCAUCAGUUUCUGUAUUAGCUGUUUUGAUAGUCGCCUUAUGUUUUGGAUACAGAAUGUUGACAGGAGACCGGAAACAGGGUCUUCACAGCAUGAACAUGAUGGAGGCAGCAGCAGCAGAGCCCUCCCUUGACCUGGAUAACCUGAAGCUGCUGGAGCUGAUUGGACGGGGUCGAUACGGAGCAGUAUAUAAAGGUUCCUUGGAUGAGCGUCCAGUUGCUGUAAAAGUGUUUUCUUUUGCAAACCGUCAGAAUUUUAUAAAUGAAAAAAACAUUUACAGAGUGCCUUUGAUGGAACAUGACAACAUUGCUCGCUUCAUAGUUGGAGACGAGAGGCUCACUGCAGACGGACGCAUGGAGUAUUUGCUUGUGAUGGAGUAUUAUCCCAAUGGAUCUCUGUGCAAAUAUCUGAGUCUCCACACAAGUGAUUGGGUAAGCUCUUGCCGUCUGGCUCAUUCUGUGACUAGAGGACUGGCUUAUCUUCACACAGAAUUACCACGAGGAGAUCAUUAUAAACCUGCAAUCUCCCACCGAGAUUUAAACAGCAGGAAUGUCCUGGUAAAGAAUGACGGCACGUGUGUUAUCAGUGACUUUGGUUUAUCCAUGAGGCUAACUGGAAAUAGGCUGGUGCGCCCAGGGGAAGAAGAUAAUGCGGCUAUAAGUGAGGUUGGCACAAUUCGCUAUAUGGCACCAGAAGUGCUAGAAGGAGCUGUGAACCUGAGGGACUGUGAGUCAGCUCUGAAGCAAGUGGACAUGUAUGCGCUUGGACUCAUCUACUGGGAGGUGUUUAUGAGGUGUACAGACCUCUUCCCAGGUGAAUCUGUACCAGAUUACCAGAUGGCUUUUCAGACAGAAGUUGGAAACCAUCCCACAUUUGAGGAUAUGCAGGUUCUUGUGUCCAGAGAAAAGCAGAGACCCAAGUUCCCAGAAGCCUGGAAAGAAAAUAGCCUGGCAGUGAGGUCACUCAAGGAAACAAUUGAAGACUGCUGGGACCAGGAUGCAGAGGCUCGGCUCACAGCACAGUGUGCGGAGGAGAGAAUGGCUGAACUCAUGAUGAUAUGGGAGAGAAGCAAGUCUGUGAGCCCAACAGUCAACCCAAUGUCAACUGCUAUGCAGAACGAACGCAACCUGUCACAUAAUAGGCGUGUGCCAAAAAUCGGGCCUUACCCAGAUUAUUCCUCUUCCUCAUAUAUUGAAGACUCUAUCCAUCAUACUGACAGCAUUGUGAAGAAUAUUUCCUCUGAGCAUUCGAUGUCCAGCACACCAUUGACAAUAGGAGAAAAGAACCGAAACUCAAUUAAUUAUGAACGACAGCAAGCACAAGCUCGAAUCCCUAGCCCAGAAACAAGUGUCACAAGCCUGUCCACAAACACAACCACCACAAACACCACCGGCCUCACUCCAAGUACUGGCAUGACCACUAUAUCUGAGAUGCCAUACCCAGAUGAGACACAUUUGCAUGCCACAAAUGUUGCACAGUCGAUCGGGCCAACCCCUGUCUGCUUACAGCUGACAGAAGAAGACUUGGAGACUAAUAAGCUAGAUCCAAAAGAAGUUGAUAAGAACCUCAAGGAAAGCUCUGAUGAGAAUCUCAUGGAGCAUUCUCUGAAGCAGUUCAGUGGGCCAGACCCAUUGAGCAGUACCAGUUCUAGCUUGCUUUAUCCGCUCAUAAAGCUCGCAGUGGAAGUGACUGGACAACAGGACUUCACACAGGCUGCAAAUGGGCAAGCAUGUUUAAUUCCUGAUGUUCCACCUGCUCAGAUCUAUCCUCUCCCUAAGCAACAGAACCUUCCUAAGAGACCUACUAGUUUGCCUUUGAACACCAAAAACUCAACAAAAGAACCCCGGCUAAAAUUUGGCAACAAGCACAAAUCAAACUUGAAACAAGUAGAAACUGGAGUUGCCAAGAUGAAUACAAUCAAUGCAGCAGAGCCUCAUGUGGUGACAGUAACUAUGAAUGGUGUGGCAGGUAGAAGCCACAAUGUUAAUUCCCAUGCUGCCACAACCCAGUAUGCCAAUGGCGCAGUGCCAGCUGGCCAGGCAGCCAACAUAGUGGCACAUAGGUCCCAAGAAAUGCUGCAGAAUCAAUUUAUUGGUGAGGAUACCAGGCUGAAUAUCAAUUCCAGUCCUGAUGAGCAUGAACCUUUACUGAGACGAGAGCAACAGGCUGGCCAUGAUGAAGGGGUUCUGGAUCGUUUGGUAGAUAGGAGGGAACGGCCAUUAGAAGGUGGCCGAACGAAUUCCAAUAACAACAACAGUAAUCCAUGUUCAGAACAAGAUAUCCUUACACAAGGUGUUACAAGCACAGCUGCAGAUCCCGGGCCAUCAAAGCCCAGAAGAGCACAGAGGCCCAAUUCUCUGGAUCUUUCAGCCACAAAUAUCCUGGAUGGCAGCAGUAUACAGAGUGAGUCAACACAAGAUGGCAAAUCAGGAUCAGGUGAAAAGAUCAAGAGACGUGUGAAAACUCCGUACUCUCUUAAGCGGUGGCGCCCGUCCACCUGGGUCAUCUCCACCGAGCCACUGGACUGUGAGGUCAACAACAACGGCAGUGACAGGGCAGUACAUUCUAAAUCUAGCACUGCUGUGUACCUUGCAGAGGGAGGCACUGCCACGACCACAGUGUCUAAAGAUAUAGGAAUGAAUUGUCUGUGAGAUGUUUUCAAGCUUAUGGAGUGAAAUUAUUUUUUUGCAUCAUUUAAACAUGCAGAAGACAUUAAAAAAAAAACUGCUUUAACCUCCUGUCAGCACCCCUUCCCACCCCUGCAGCAAGGACUUGCUUUAAAUAGAUUUCAGCUAUGCAGAAAAUUUUAGCUUAUGCUUCCAUAAUUUUUAAUUUUGUUUUUUAAGUUUUGCACUUUUGUUUAGUCUCGCUAAAGUUAUAUUUGUCUGUUAUGACCACAUUAUAUGUGUGCUUAUCAAAAGUGGUCUCAAAAUAUUUUUUUUAAGAAAAAAGCAAAAACAAUGGAUUGCUGAUAAUCAGUUUGGACCAUUUUCUAAAGGUCAUUAAAACAGAAGCAAAUUGAGACAGGUUUGACUGCAAUGGUGUCUGGUAUCCAUGUUUUAUUUCUGGGCACAAGCUAGUUAUGUGUUGACGUGUUUUGACCAUAAUCUGUUGGACAUUCUUUUCUUGUGUAUUUUAUUUGAAUGUGCAAUAGUCUAUAGACCACAAAGAAGCUUUCUUACCUGCCCUCUCCUAGCAGGGCACACAUUCUUCCAUUGUUGAAACAUUUUUUCCCAUUCUUCGAUAAUAUGAACAUUGUCUAGCUUUCUCCUCAUGGAGAUACAUAGACGCUCUCCAAAGGGCUCCACAAAGGACUUAUCAAAACCUUUUUUGAAAUGCCUUUGUCUUCUAACCUUCCAAAUGCUACUAUGGUUUCCUUCCAGGCAUUUUAAUAAGCAUAUCUGGUUCUGAUUUUGGAAGUUCAUAAGAGAGCAUAGAACAAAACAGAAGAAAGCAAAUAUUAGCCUUUUCCAUUUUAUUUUUCUAUGUAUAUGUUCAUGUCUGUAUUCAUUAUUUAAGAAAUAUUUUUUAUCAGAAAAUGUAUAGAGCUGAACCUACAUGGAGUUUUUAAGUAAGUAGCUGGGCAAGGUGACUAGUAUAGUAACUUUCAUUGUCUGACCAUCACAAAUUAAAUUACAUUUUCUAUUUAUAAUAACUUCAGAAGUAAGUGAUAGUUGAUUUGAAUCUAUAAUACGUAUGGUUCGUUAUUUCCCAGCACAGCCUGAUAGUUCUGUGUGAAAAAAACGACUCCUCCUCCCAUGACCUAAAACACUGUGGAAAGCUCAUCCACCCAGCAUGCCAGAUCCCUGUGGAAGAAAGGCUUGCUGCAGCUUACCACCAUUGUGCACACUAAGACUGACCCUCUGUCUUUCCUCAGUUUAUUUCUUCACUAAUCCUGGCUUUGUAGUUUCCCCUUCUGCCAGCUUCCUGUGUUCUUUGAUGCGAGCAGCAUUCACUGUGUGUGUUGUAGUAGAGCAUACUUCUGGUGGUGAUGCACCGUGACAUCGCUGUCACGUGGCUUCUGGUGCUGCUGUACCUUGAUGUUGCUGUCCUGCGGCUUCUGCUUCUUUUGAAACUAAUGAUCUCUGAAACGACAGUCUCUGUGUCUUUCCAUAAAGACUUUCUGUCAAAACUUGAGGGAUUUUCCCUCAACAUUGCUUCUUAUCAGUUUGCAGACAAAUUGUUCCCGUGUGUUUUCAAAUUCUCAGAAUCCUUAAUAUCCAUUAUCUGAUUACGUUUUCAAGUUUAGCAGGGAGAUAAAAAGUUAAGUGCAAAUCUCCAAAUUCCUGAUUUUGGUUCUUCUGUCUUGAACACCGUUUUCUUAUCUGUAAUCCUCUUUCCUUCCGUUUAACUCGUACAGGAGCUUCCUUCACUUACCAUCUGCUGUGCUCUGAUGUCACAGCAUUUACCGUUUGGUCAGCUGGGAUGCUGACUGGAGCUCAGUUCAGAUUAUCUCACUUGUGCCCAGGAUUCCUUUCUCACCUUUGGGUUUCACUGGCCCUCUUAUGGUUCAGAGUCUUAAUAUAUAUUUUUGUCUUCUAACAUUCAGGUUUUGUUUUUUCUUUCUAAUUAGUUACUGUCCUUUGUCUAUUUAACAAAUAGUUUGUAUCUUUCACUUAUUUCUUUCGUCCAAAUGGCUUUCAAAUGCAUUUUAGAAUUUUAAUUUUCAGUUGUAGUACAACUUUAAAAUAAGUUAUAUUCCUCCCAUCUCCAAUUUGAAACAUUAAGAAUAAAUGACUCUUUGAGGUCCAGAAGAUCUUUUCCUGUCAGAAAAAUUGUCUUACAUUCUGAUACAGUUUGUAUUAGGACCAGUCAGUUGUGAAUUUUCCAAGUCUUUUAAUGUUUAUUAACGGAAUGCUUUAACAAUGAAUAUGCCAGAUAAAAGAAAUCUGUAAUUUCCCAUCUCAUUCAAAUAUAUUUAAAACAAAUAAUUCCUUGAACUGCUUGAAGAAUAGGAAAGGUAGUAAGUGUAGGUCAUUUUAAUAAAUUUUCAAGUCUAUAAUACACAGCAUGCAGAAAUCCCUUUAAUAACUUAAAUUACUGGUUAGAUUUAUUUAAUCUGAUUCUUGAAGCUAAAAUGGAAUUUACCACAAAAUUUUACACACACAAAUUAAUUUUAGGCCUUUUGAAUAAAAGCCAUUCAAUUUAAAAAGAUUUCUCUGGACAAUAAUAUAAUCUUAAAAAUAUCAUAAUAGGACAUCAGAGUAUGAUGUUAGUUCCCUUAAGAAAAUACUAUUGUGGGGCUGGAGAGAUGGCAUAACAAUAACAGUGCUUCCUGUGCUAACAGAGGACCAAGUUCAGUUCCCAGCAGCUACAUGGCAGCUCACAACUUCCACAGGAUCCAGGUCCCUGCUUUGGCCUCCAGUGACAUGCAUGUAACACCCCAUCCCACCCCAACACACACACACACACACACACAACUAUAAAUGACAGAGGAAAUCUUAAAAUACUAGUUAUACACCAGAGUUCAGUAAUGGAAAGAAUGUGGUUUGAAUUAUGUAUAGAAUAAAAUUAUUUAAAUAAAAAUCCUAAAUAAUUUAAAUGUAUAAUUUAAAAAACAUGGCUACUAUUCAAGUUUGUGAAGACCUCUGCUGAAAACUGGCAUUACAUACACUUAUUUUUUUCAUCCUCAAAGCAACCAUAUUAUAAUAUUCAUAUUUUGCAAAUGAGGGAAUAAAAAUUAAUAGGAAAUUUGUCUUCUAAGUUUUAUACCCAGCCACACCUGGGAGUUCACUCUGGGUCCAUAUCUCCAUAUGUCUUUUAUGCACAACACACGGUCCACUUUCUUUAUGAACUGAUGUGCAGUGUACUGACAUGUACUCUAGCAGACCUGGGUUUGCGUGUAAGCCAAAUGAUCUUAAGUACCUAAUGAUCUUAAGUUAGGUAAAUAAAGGCCCAUAAUCACAAACAAUUCCUAACUCAAUACAAAAUUCAGCCUACAUCAUUUUACCUGCCUCCUCCUAUUCUUACAUUGCAGAUGAAAGGCUAAGUAAGUGUUCAGAGACACGUGAAGGGAGCUGAGGGAGCAAGCUCCUUAGCGUGAUCCCAUCCAUACCUCUCUUCGGAAAAGGAGUUGCAUGCAAGUUUACAGCUUUCUUAAUCCUUUGACUCCAUCUUUAAAAUUUCAGCUUUACCAAUGUCAGAAAAAUGGUUAAUCCAGAGAACUAAAUAAUCUGUAGAAAGAAUACAAGGCUAAUACUCAUUUUAUAAAGCAGGCUAGUAUUGCUUCCAUAUGUGUGUAUGCAUGUUCCAGAACCUGUUUGUUGGUUCUGAAUGAGAACAUACAGAGCACGCAAUCAGUGGGAAUUACAAUUUAUUUUUUUUGAAAAAAGACAUUUUUUAAAAACUUUAUUUAUUUAAUGUAUGAGUGCUCUGCUGCA